AUGGAUGUUCUACUCUAUUUUAGCCGGAGAUGCCUCCAUCCAAGACAUCACCAGGCGAGCUGUAUUUUUACUGCUGUCAAUCAAUUUCAGGAUCCUAAAAUUACUGUUGCGCCAAAACCACGACAGCCACAUUCGCCCAAGAUUUUAAAAGUUGCAUUACUAGGAGAACCUAAUGCUGGCAAAUCGACACUAACUAAUGUACUCGUAGGAAGAAAGGUUGUUCCUGUUUGUCGCAAGCCACAAACUACUCGUGAACGCUCUUCUGGUAUCAUAACGUUCGGAUCUACACAAAUAGUUUUGGUAGACAGUCCUGGUACAUUAUCUAGGGACAUUAGAAGAAAAUAUUAUAUGUCAAAAGCACUAGCAACUGGACCUCGAGAUUGUGCAACCGAUGCUGAUUUGCUUGCAGUGCUAGUUGAUGUAGGUAAUAAACGCACACGAGAUCAUUUAUCUGAAGAGAUUUUAGAAAUUUUACAUGAAUUCGAUACUAUUCCAUCGGUACUGGUACUGAAUAAAGUUGACGUCAUUCGUAAAGAGAUUUUAUUGGAUUUAAUUGAUAAACUAACAGAUAAUUAUCAAGAAACUAAACCAACUAUUAAAUUAAAAGAGCCUACGAUUAAACUUGCACCAAAGAAGAAAAGUUAUAUUAUUGUUGAUGAGUCAAUUAAAAAUGCUGAUAACUCUCUAAAAAAGCAAUCCGUCCGUAAAAAUGGUGGAUGGAAAAACUUUAAAGAAGUAUUUAUGAUAUCGGCUCGGACUGGCGACGGCGUUGAUAUGCUGCAGGAAUACCUUGUUUCGCAAGCAAAACCUGGUAAUUGGCAAUAUAAUAUGAAACAGCUGACCUCACUUUCACCUUCGCGAUUUGUCGAAGAAAUAAUUCGAGAAAAACUGUUAGGUCACUUGCCGCAUGAUUUACCAUAUAUUUUAAAGCAGAGCAAUCUAUUUUGGCACUUAUCAGAUAACGGCACUUUAAGGAUUCAUCAAUCAAUUGAUUGCAGAAGAAAUGGUCAAAUGUCCAUUGUCAUUGGACCUCGUGGUAAAGUAAUUAGGACGAUCUCUGAAGAGGCCAAGGCUGAUUUAGAAGAGGCAUUCGGUUGUCCUGUUGAGUUACUGGUCAAAGUUCGAUUACGAAAGUAG
Trichoplax adhaerens is the source of this 1137-nucleotide messenger RNA. RefSeq lists its product as uncharacterized. Gene Ontology annotation, molecular function: GTP binding; ribosomal small subunit binding; rRNA binding. The record is from RefSeq and is a predicted model, not a curated record. The coding region runs from base 1 to 1137 and encodes 378 amino acids. NCBI's taxonomy places the organism in Eukaryota, Metazoa, Placozoa, Uniplacotomia, Trichoplacea, Trichoplacidae. The transcript has 9 exons. Gene Ontology annotation, cellular component: mitochondrial matrix. Gene Ontology annotation, biological process: ribosomal small subunit assembly.